Messenger RNA from Spirodela intermedia, 840 nucleotides. The record is from the annotation of a GenBank genome assembly. Lineage: Eukaryota; Viridiplantae; Streptophyta; Magnoliopsida; Alismatales; Araceae.
AUGCCGGGCUGGGGCUCCGUCGCCGCCCUGCGGCGGCUUCUGGUGGAACACCCAUCAGUCGCCGCGUUCGAAUGGGAUGAGCGCCGCACCUGGGGAGCGUCCCCUCUCCUAAUCUUCGUCACCAUCUUCUCCUACCUCGCUCUGGUUCUGUUCCUCCGCCGCCUCCUCCCUCCUCGCCCCUCCCCCCACCCUCCUCUGCGCCUGAUUCUCCGCUUCAUCUCCCCUGUUCACAAUGCCGUCAUCCUCUUCCUCUCCCUCAGCAUGGCAAUCGGCUGCUCCCUCGCCGCCGCUUCUCAGAUGCCCUCCCCCACCUGGGUCUUCUGCUUCCCCCCCGGAGAAACUGCAGCAAAGGGCCCCGUCUUCUUCUAUGCCCACAUCUUCUACCUUUCCAAGAUCUACGAGCUCGUUGACACCCUUCUCAUCCUCCUCUCCUCCGACGGGCGGCGCCUCUCCUUCCUCCAUGUCUACCACCACGCCGUCGUUCUGAUCAUGUCCAGGCUGUGGAUCACUGCUAAGCAGUCGCUAAUGCCGGUGGCGCUCGUGACCAACGCGUCCGUUCACGUGGUGAUGUACGGGUACUACCUGUGCUCGAGCUUGGGAUGGCGAUGGCCGCCGCAGUGGAAGAGGGUGGUGACCAACUGCCAGAUCGUCCAGUUCUGCAUCAGCUUCGCUCUUUCUCUGGUCUUUCUAUGGCUCCACUUCUUCAGGGGGGGUUGCUCCGGGAUGGGUGCCUGGUUAUUCAACGCCGCCUUUAAUGGGUCCCUUCUCUUCCUCUUCCUCGACUUCCACAAGAGCAAUUACAGAUCCACCAAGAAGAGGGAUGCCAGAAAGAGGAAUUGA